UGGAAGGAAACUAUAAGAAACGGGAUUUCUUUUGACUUAGAAUUUUAAAAGGAAAAAAAAAAUCAAGGCUUUAGUUACUCUUUUAAUCAGCAAAACAUGUGCUUUCCUAACUAAGCUGGGACUCUGUAUAAUAAAGGAUCUACUUUAUUUCGCUGGAUCCAUGCUACGUUUUACUACAGUAAGUAAAAUAUUAAUAGGAAUGUUAUUUUUUUCUGUAAAUAGAGAGGAAAGUAUGAAAUGGCAUCAGUGAAAUGUGAGGGGAGCAAAAAAAUCCUCUUGGCAGAUAGUGAAAACCAGAGCUUCUGUGCAACCUGAGGACUGGAAUCUGAGGAAGACUGAAGUGAUAUUUAACAUGACCAUCUGUACUGUUUUGUCACCAACAGUAUGUUCCUGAAGAAGAAGUGCAGAUAUGGAUCACGUAAGCUGCAGUUUCUUUUGUUGUUUCUGAUGCUGGGUUUUUUGCUACUGAUGGUUACAAUGCUGAAUCCACCACCCAGCAAUCAGAGCAAGGAAGGGACUUUCCAGCCUGUGGAGUUCAACCCCCGGGAAGGGUAUCAGAUGGACUUUGCGGAGACCCAAGAGAUGCUGGAGACCCAGGAGGAGAGCCAGCAGUAUUACCCUUUGGAUGGUCUGUCGCCUUUCAUCUCCCUGCGGGAGGACGAGCUGAUCGUGGCCGUCGUGUCGCCCACCGGCAAAAGGAACCACAGCAAGGCCAGGAAGGGCUAUCGCGUCGUGAAGCAGCAGAGCAGGCGGUCGGAGGGGGACCCCGAGUCGCUGCCGCUGUCCCUUCCCCUGCAGGCUGGGGAAGGGGCUGCCCCGGGGGAGCGGCCGCCCGGCCUGGAGACCCACGGCUUUAACGAGGUGCUCAGCGAGCGGAUCGCGCUGCGCAGGGACCUGCCUGAGGUACGACACCCGUUGUGCCUACAGCAAAAGUAUGAGUCCAGUCUGCCUACUGCAAGUGUCAUCAUCUGUUUCCAUGACGAAGCCUGGUCUACUCUGCUGAGAACCGUGCACAGCAUUAUGGACACAGCCCCAAAGGCCUCCCUCAAGGAUAUCAUCCUGGUUGAUGACCUCAGCCAGCAAGGGCCCCUGAAGUCAGCUCUGAGUGAAUACAUCUCUAAGCUGGAUGGUGUGAAGCUCAUCCGGAGCAACAAGAGGCUUGGAGUCAUCCGGGGUCGGAUGCUCGGAGCUGCACGGGCAACCGGCGACGUGCUCAUCUUCAUGGAUUCGCACUGCGAGUGUCAGAAGGGCUGGCUGGAGCCCCUCCUGGCCAGGCUGGCCAGCAACCGAAACAGUGUCAUCUCCCCUGUCAUAGACGUCAUAGACUGGAAGACUUUUCAGUACUAUCACUCUGUGGGCCUGCAUCGAGGUGUUUUUGAUUGGAAAUUAGAUUUUCAUUGGGAACCGGUGCCAGAGCAUGAAGAGAAGGUACGACAGUCUCCCAUCAGCCCUAUCAGGAGUCCUGUGGUAGCUGGUGCAGUGGUGGCCAUGGAUCGGCAUUACUUCCAAAACACCGGAGCUUAUGAUUCUGACAUGACCAUGUGGGGAGCAGAAAAUCUGGAGCUGUCUAUAAGGACUUGGCUCUGUGGUGGCUCUGUAGAAAUUAUUCCAUGCUCCCGAGUCGGGCACGUCUAUCGACAUCACAUUCCCCAUGCUUUCGCCUAUGAAGAGGCCAUCGUGAGGAACAAAAUCCGGAUAGCAGAGACCUGGCUGGGCCCGUUUAAAGAGAACUUCUACAAGCAUGACACAGUGGCUUUCUUAAUCAGCAAGGCCGAGAAGCCAGACUGCACCGAGCGCCUCCAGCUACAGAAGAGACUCGGCUGUAGGAAUUUCCAGUGGUUUGUAUCAAAUGUGUACCCUGAACUUUCCCCACCUGGAGACACACCAAGAUUCUCUGGCAAGCUUUACAAUACUGGUGUUGGCUUCUGUGCAGAUUACAGACCUGGAAGAGCCACUGCAGAAAGCUCCAUCAAACUCUCACCUUGCAGUGACAGUCUCACCCAGCACUUUGAAUAUACCAGCAUGAAGGAAAUCCGGCUUGGUUCUGCUCCGCUCUUUUGCUUUGAUGCCAGACAUGGGAAGGUUAUCCCUCAAAACUGUACAAAGGAGACAGACAACAGCCACCAGCACUGGGAUGUCCAGGAGAAUGGAAUGAUUGUCCACGUCCUUUCUGGCAAAUGCAUAGAGGCAGCAAAGAGUGAAGAUGAGAAGGACUUGUUUUUGUCUGCAUGUAACAAGAACGCAAAUCAGGCAUGGCAAUUUGAACGUUCCCAUGGGCUACAUCAGAGAUGACUGACAGGUCUCUGUGGAGGUCAAGUCUCCCAAAAUUUAACAUUACUUCUGCUUGGGAUUUAAGAUGCAUUUCCUGCAUGGACAAGAAAGAUGUUGGUGUUUGUUGUAGCAUGCGGGGAAGUUAGGAAGGUCUCUCAUCCAAAAGCCUGGCUCCCGAUUUACUCAACUCUAGCUAAAAUUUCUAUUUAUUCUGCGAAGCAGAGAAUAAAGAGACUGUGAGCACCAACAGAUUCUCAAUUCUACUAUUGCAGAAGACAGUUAAGUUUGCCCUUUGAAGGAAAUGUGGAAAAUUGGCUUCCAGACUGCUUGUCUUCAGCAUAUUCUGUGACUUCUGAAUACAGGAAAAUGAAUGUUUGUGAGACUUUUGAAACUGUAAGAGGAAGCCAGGCAAGCCAGGAUAAGAGUUUAGCCUUCUUUAACAAUGCACUCGACUCAUAUAAAAAAAAGUAAGUUUUACAUGUAUAAAAGUAGUAAAUGUUUCCACAUGUAAUAGCAAAAACUUUGUUUUCCAACUAGCCUGAGCCAAAUUUCUACCCUCUAUGAGAUUACACAGAGAAUAAAUUAGCACUUAAUUAGGCACUAAUCGACUUGGAAUACUAACAGUCCUCAGAGUUUGGCACACCCUUCCUUAAAUCCUUAGUCCACAAUCUAAUUUGGACGGGAGAAUGAGACUGAAAUAUUAACAACUUUUUGUUUUGUUUUAAUGACAUUUAAGAACAACUCUUCAGGAAACUUUUGUGGUAGAAAGAAGGGUAACAGCUUAGCUCUGCUUAUUUGCAAAUAGAAAGAAUUGGUGGCAUCCAUUUGCUCUUGGAAAGCCAUGGGCUGAGCUUAUUGUAAUUAUUACAGUAACAAAAGUGCUGGCUGAAAACAGCAAGUGAAGGGAAACAGCAGGUUUUAACAGGAAGAAAAUAUUGGUGCUUGCUUCUAUUUGCUUGCAGCCUGAGUUAAGUAUUUCACACUGUGAGUUUUAGCCAAGAAGGUAUUGUAGAUUCUUGCUGUCAUGGCUCUCCAGGCUGAUCCUCAAAAGACCAAAUUUCCCAGAGCAACAUCUUCUGCAGAGCCUGCACUGCUGCUGACCUGCUGUCUUUUGAAGGAGUGAAUGAGAGUUGAGGUUAGGUAACAAGAAUGGUCUCAUACAGUAUGCAAUAGCCAAGCAAACUUCUACUUUAGUCUUUUGUUAGGGUACUUUCAAUUUUGGAGCUAGAAUCAGUAACAAUGACACUUUUCAAGAGCCAGCUAAGACAGAAGAACAAAGAUUUGGGAGUCUUCCCACAUCAGCAGCACACCCAAUUUACAGUAUAAAUCAGUCAUGAUCCCAUGUAUUUAUUAAAGGGGGUGGGCAUCAUUAAUGAAACUUAGUUAGGUUUCGAGAUUUUUUUCAAGAGGGAAAAUUGUAGUUUGUUUGUUGUUUUUUUUAAUGUACAGCACGUUGUUUAGAGAAAGGAAGGAAUAAGAGAAUAUUCUGCUCAGAGCCUUCCAGUCACCUGCUCUUGGUAAAUCAUAAUAAACUGGUAUUGAGCAUAUCAAAUUGGUUACAACAGAAGACACAAACAUCAUGUUUGGAGUAUUGUCCAACAUAUUUCCCAGCAUCUAGUUCCCUGUCUACUUCAAGUGCUACAAAUUCCACAUUAUGUUCAGGCAUCAUUUCAAUCAUCCCAGUUAUUACUCCUGCUUUCUUUGACAGCACCAGAAUCUAACACUAUUUCUGCUGUGUCAUUUAAAAUUUCCUGAGAUAUUGCUGAAAAUGCUUUGACUCUCAGCUGAGAAGAUGGUGGCAACCUCUUCCAGAACAAGUGACCCCUGACCAUUGCCCAAAUUUAGGGUGAGAAAAGAGAAUUUUUAAAAUUGCAUAAAAGCUGAGUAAAAUGCU
Empidonax traillii (willow flycatcher) is the source of this 4165-nucleotide messenger RNA. RefSeq names its product polypeptide N-acetylgalactosaminyltransferase 15 (gene GALNT15). The record is from RefSeq and is a predicted model, not a curated record. Bases 385 to 2292 code for a protein of 635 amino acids. The transcript has 10 exons. Gene Ontology annotation, cellular component: Golgi apparatus. NCBI's taxonomy places the organism in Eukaryota, Metazoa, Chordata, Aves, Passeriformes, Tyrannidae.